Molecule: messenger RNA, 1668 nt
Organism: Patiria miniata (bat star)
Lineage: Eukaryota; Metazoa; Echinodermata; Asteroidea; Valvatida; Asterinidae
Product: histone H3.3A
Exons: 1
Coding region: 53-463 (136 amino acids)
Cellular component (GO): nucleosome
Molecular function (GO): protein heterodimerization activity; DNA binding; structural constituent of chromatin
Source: RefSeq, a predicted model, not a curated record
CAUCGAUUUCAUUCGCCAUCGUUAUUUCAUUUGAGAAGUACUGACAGAAAAUAUGGCUCGUACCAAGCAAACUGCCCGCAAAUCUACCGGAGGAAAGGCUCCCCGUAAGCAGCUGGCCACCAAGGCUGCCCGCAAGAGCGCCCCAUCCACCGGCGGAGUCAAGAAGCCUCAUCGUUACAGGCCCGGUACCGUGGCUCUUCGUGAGAUCCGUCGCUACCAGAAGAGCACCGAGCUGCUGAUCCGCAAGCUGCCCUUCCAGCGUCUGGUCCGUGAGAUCGCCCAGGACUUCAAGACCGAGCUGCGCUUCCAGAGCGCGGCAAUCGGCGCCUUGCAGGAGGCGAGCGAAGCCUACCUCGUCGGCCUCUUCGAGGACACCAACUUGUGCGCCAUCCACGCCAAGAGGGUCACCAUCAUGCCCAAGGACAUCCAGCUAGCCCGUCGCAUCCGUGGCGAGAGAGCUUAGAAGUCUUUAACAACCUUCAAAAAACAACCCGGCUCUUUUCAGAGCCACCACAUUUUCAAAAAAGAGAUUGGAAUUCGUGUCUGAUUUUUCACAAUAAAGGCGACCAAAUUUUCUUGAAAAGGUCUUUUUACACUUGCACUUAGCCCUAUACAUUACAGGUUUCCCUUGUGUAUUUGAUAUAAAUAUAGGUACACUUUCAAUGAUGAAAUCGAUGGGUUUUUUUAAUACUAGCAAUGGGAAAAUACAUGAGGCACUUGCGUCUAACAAACGCUAUGGUGACAGUGUGGUACACAGUGUGACAGUGCAUAGCGGCAGCCAUUAUUGUGCCAUGCCAUAGAGCUAUCGUGGGUUAUGCAUGCAAGCGCAAUUAACUGCAGGUUGCGUUCCCGCGUUGCAUUAUACGCAGGCAGGCAUUCAAUGCAUGCACUGCAUAAAUUGACCUUCAAUCAAUAAAAUGACCUCAAUGGUAUUCGUAGUCUUUGUUACAGCCGGUUGCCCUUUCAUAAAGCGUUUCUUAUCUGAAUUCCAGAAGACGCUAUUUUGGAUGAAUGGCAUGAAUUUAGAUGAAUGGCAUGCCAGUAACUUUUGGGUGACAUUCUCAUCCAAAAGCUGACCUGUGCUAUAUUGGGGCAUGCAUGGCUCCAAGGCUUUUCCAUUUUUGUAGAAUGACCACUGCCAAUCACCAGUUAUACCAUGGAAUUCCUCCAUGGUUAUACUGAAUUUUCUGCAGUGCUAAACAAAUACAUUGAUAGGAUUCACAGUGCUGUUAAUGACUCCAUUCUUGGAGUCUUUAUUUGUACAAUCCUUCAACUGCAUGAAUAUCAACAUUACGAAUUUGGUUGGAGAGACAAGAACAUUCGUUCUCUAAACAACUACAAGCUUCUACCAAUCUCUCCACUUUUAAACGACUAUUUAAAUCAAACUUAAUUCAAACUUAUCAUUAAUUCAUGCCAGUAGAUAUAAUAUGUAAAUGUAGUUACAUGUAGAUUGUAGAAUAUCCAUGAUUGUAUUGCUCUUUGCUGACCUGACUAGUUUAAAUGAUCUGUAUUGUUUGUUUGUCCGAUGUUUACGUCUCAAUGUGUAUUGUGUUUAGGUAUGUUGCUUUUCUACGUACAUGUAAUUACUUUAAAUACAGCAUGCUCAUUGAGCCUCGUGUGACUGACCAUUCAAAAGUGUUCAUUGUAAGUUAAUUCCCUUCUCUUGGA